Messenger RNA from Periconia digitata, 1019 nucleotides. The record is from the annotation of a GenBank genome assembly. NCBI's taxonomy places the organism in Eukaryota, Fungi, Ascomycota, Dothideomycetes, Pleosporales, Periconiaceae.
UCUUGAUCGAUUCUACGUUUGUUUCUUUUACCGGAGCUUUAGAGGAUACGAUAAUGCAAUAUAUAAUGCUGUCGACUAGAACGAUUUUAUGGACUGCCCUAGGGCUUGUUACAUCAAUAUCUGCGAGGAAAACAUCCAUCUACAUUGAUCAGAUUCCUCAAUAUUCAAAACUACCACCAUGCGCCGAAAAUCGACUGAGCGCUAUUGUUCGUGCGCAGUCUUCAGGAUGCGGGGAUAACCAAGGUCUCACAUCGUUCAGUUGCUUCUGUCUGGAUCAAUCUACUAUGAUGGCAAGCAUAAUAUCAAAGGAUGUCCAAUCUAUGUGCGAAGCAACCAUGACGGCAAACGGGCCGGUCUCGCUUGUAACUCCACUUCCUCAAGUUAUGGAAGCUAUAGAUGUCUUCAAUUCCUACUGUGAACGAAAAACCGAAUUGUCAUUAUAUCAAGAGAAAACAUCAACGGACGGCCUCAGCGCAGUCACAGUCACCGCAACCCCAACCCCAAGCCCUACAUCGACAAUCGCAUCAUCAACUUCCCCACCCACACAAGCUCCGCAGACGCCACAACCUCCACAAGCACCUCCACCAAACCAAAAAACCGUUCCCAUAGCCGCAAUCAUCGCACCCGUAACCGUCGCCGUUGUUGCCAUCGCCGCCGCCAUCGCUCUAUUCUUCUGGCGUCGCAGACGGCGAUCUCCUCCAGAAUACGACCAACCUCAAUUAUUCGAAGUCCCGAACAAUGCGAUUCCCUAUAUCCCGAGUAAGAAAAACGAACCGGCUUUCCAAGUCACGCCAAUGGGCCACGGUCAUGAUGUUCAGACGCAACACUCAGAAUGGCAUGGUGGUGGGCAGGGGGUUUGGAGAAACGCGUCUAAUGAACGGUUUAAGUUGGAGAAUAAAGAGACGGCUGAGCCUGUUGAGCUGGAUAGUGGUGGUAAUGUGGAGUUCAAGAAGAGCGAGAAGAACGAGAAAGGUGGGUGGAUGACCAGAAGAGAGAAUGGGGCUGGUGAAAAGAAGUGA